AUGCCGUCCUGGUCUGACCGUCCUCUACCGCCCAUCCCUCCGAUCUCGACCUCUAGCAGCGCUACCAAUCUUUCACACUCUUCACCAGGAGCUGGCCCGGAAGGUAGCUCGCGUCGCCAGCUUCGGCCUCGCGAUGCUCCCAAUAUGCCAUCCAUAACCGAGAGCGUGCCCAAGAACCAUCCUCGGGGACACAACCGCUCGAUCAGCAACCCGUUCGCCGGUUUCGGACGAAAGCGUGACAAGACAGCUGUCAAGUACGAGACUUUUGACUCGGAAGACGAGGAUGACGAUGUCACAUACCCCAUCGAGCCCGAGUCGUCGAGCCCUCGGAAAGGGGCAAUCCACGGAGGACAUUCUAGUGAUCUUGCCCAGGGCAAGUGCCAGACGUGCGAUGCUACUGUGCGGUGGCCCAAGAACUUGAAGGUCUUCCGCUGUACAGACUGCCUGAUGGUUACCGAUCUUGAGCCGGAUGUUCGUGAGUCGAAAGAUACUGUACACAGCGUAUCUCAUUUGUCGGCUCAUCAGACUCGUGGCAUGAUCGGAGGGUGCCUAAACACGUAUUUCGAAAGCCUUCUAGAUGAAGGCUCUCGGUCAUGGUUGUCGCUGGACGACGACAAAUACGAAAAACCGAAGCAAGAUCCAUCUCAACCUUACAAUUCGGGCUCAAACUAUCUUUCAGUACCGGGCGCUGGCGAUUCUCGAAGCCGCAGCGGUUCUCAGUCCAGCGACCAUGAAAGAGUCAGUGCGUCAAAGGAGAACUUGGCGCAUUUAGCCCCUCAGACCGUUCGUUGGGAGGGAAAAGACACACCUAUUAGAGUUCGCGCAAACUCCGAUCUUCAAUCAUCCCCGAAGCCAGAUCGUCCUCAAGAUGGUUCGCAGUCUGCUCAUCCUGAUAUUCAAUAUCGGGAAGGCCAAGUGGAAAUUUUCAAGCGACUGGAGACUACCAUCGUAGCUGCCUUCAAAGGAUGUGACUGUCUCAAUGAAUCAUUCACCACUCAUCCACCUCUUCGAUCGGCCAGUAGUGGCAAUCCACCGAAAAUGAAGAUGGACCCGGCACCAAUGCCUGCACCAGCACCGGAUGCCCCUGUUUUCGAACCGGAUGCUAAAACACUCCUUUUGGGGGACCUGACUGAGAAUUCAACUUGGUGGAUGAACGAAUGGGCCGAGGCUGAAGGACAACCACAAGUCUCUGCAAAGGAGAAAAGUACGCCGAAGUCUCGGAUGGUCUCAUCUCGAAGUCCGCGUAUCAACUGGGCAGAGGUGUCCCAAUGGUACCAUCUAAUUCUGAGCGCAGGAAGCUCUUGGGCUGAGCAGUGGGCUGCUAAAAAGCCUGACCCCACACGCUCAGAGGCAGACAUGCUACGAGCCAAGAGAUGGGCUUCCAUUGACCCAUCUUUGAUCGGUAGACAUAUCAGCGAGUCUCGUUCCCAUUUGCAGCGAACGCUGCUGAAGGCCACUGAGAAUCUUCUUAAACGGCCGCGCCGUGUUCUAAAGAAACCAGAUGACACGAGAUUCUUAUUCAUUCUGCUAGCGAAUCCUAUCCUGUUGUCUCCUGCAUCGUACCCACAGCACCCGCCAACACCGAAGUCUCAUCGUGAAGAGAGGCGCCCAUCGCAACCAAAAGACCAUCCCAAGCCAGCUGCCCGCAAUGGCAAACAUAAAGAACCGACCAAACCGCUUCCUCGUUUACCAGGCUCCCACCACUAUGGAAUCAUCAAGCGAGUUUUAGGCCUCAUGUCCAAUUUACCGAAUGAUUGCCAUCACUACUUUGUGUCUUGGUCUGCACGUUUCUCAAUAGGACAUUUUGAGCGCCUGGUGGAGCUCAUUGGUGGAUUCUUGACUUACCGUUUGAGCCGACAGCAUGGAAGGAAGCCUCCCAAAAAGCUUCAAGAUGGGGAUGAUCUGAUCCCAAGCUUUGCCAGUGCUUCGGGUAACACUCCAGCUGAACUUCAUGCUGCUAUCAACCGAAGGGGCCCAAACAAGAAGCCCGUCAAGAAAACCGAAGACCCAGUAGUCUACACAGAAGACUGGCAAAUUCGAGCUGCCGCAAGGAUCAUGUCAUUACUUUUCACGGCGAACAUCUCUGGCUCUACGAGGAAAUCCGACGGAUCACCUCGCCAACUUGAAUUGCCCAAGAACCCUGGCCCUCGCCAGGGCCACAUGAUUCCUAUCAGUGCGUUUUACAACACACUACUUGACUAUUCAGAUUUGAUUGGAGAUUUUGAAAUCUGGGAGUCUCGAAGCUCGAAGUUUUCGUUCUGCCAAUAUCCAUUCUUCCUCAGUAUCUGGGCCAAGAUUCACAUAAUGGAGCACGAUGCACGCCGCCAAAUGGAAGUAAGGGCCCGUGAGGCCUUCUUCAAUAGCAUUCUCAAUCAUCGAGCGGUCAGCCAGUAUCUUGUGCUGAAGGUACGACGCGAGUGCCUUGUUGAAGACAGCUUGAAAGGAGUCAGUGCAGUUGUUGGUUCCGGCCAAGAAGAAAUCAAAAAGGGUCUCCGAAUCGAAUUCUCCGGCGAAGAGGGGAUUGAUGCCGGUGGUCUGCGAAAAGAAUGGUUCCUUUUGUUAGUGCGAGAGGUCUUCGAUCCUCACCAUGGAUUAUUCAUCUAUGAUGACGACUCACAGUAUUGCUAUUUUAAUCCCUACUGUUUCGAAUCAUCUGAACAGUUCUUCUUGGUUGGAGUUCUACUUGGACUCGCGAUUUACAACUCCACAAUUUUGGAUGUUGAUCUCCCGCCAUUUGCAUUCAAGAAACUACUGGCAUCGGCACCGCAAACCAGUGGGCCACAGCCUGCGAACUCUAUUCGUUCGAGCUUCAAGUGCACCUUGGAGGAUCUUGCUGAGUACCGACCGGUGCUGGCUAAAGGACUCCGAGGAUUACUUGAAUUUGAAGGAAACGUUGCGGAAACGUUCUGUUAUGAUUUCGUUGCGCAAGGUGACCGCUACGGAGAAAGCAUCACGGUUCCACUCUGUGCAGGAGGCGAGAACCGACCGGUGACCAACUCAAACCGGCGCGAGUUCGUGGAUCUGUACGUUCAUUACUUGCUAGACACUGCCGUUGCUCGACAGUUCGAGCCCUUUAAACGUGGAUUUUUCACGGUCUGUGGUGGCAAUGCACUCUCGCUGUUCCGACCAGAAGAGAUUGAGCUGCUAGUCCGUGGCUCGGAUGAGCCACUUGAUGUGAAUUCCCUUCGAGCAGUAGCCACAUAUGAAAAUUGGUCAUAUGUGCAGCCAGAGUCAGUCCCUGUGGUACGAUGGUUUUGGGAAUUCCUCGAAAGUGCGCCACCGAAGCAGCAGCGCAAGAUUCUAUCCUUCAUCACUGGCAGUGAUCGAAUCCCCGCAAUGGGGGCUACGAGUCUCAGUAUCAAACUUGCAUGUCUUGGAGAUGACUCUCCCCGCUACCCAAUUGCACGGACGUGCUUCAACACGCUGGGCCUGUACCGCUAUUCCUCACGAGAUAAGUUCCUAUCUCUGCUCUCCGACGCAGUCGACAACAGCGAAGGAUUUGGCUUGAAAUAA
Messenger RNA from Penicillium nucicola, 3513 nucleotides. RefSeq names its product HECT-type E3 ubiquitin-protein ligase. The record is from RefSeq and is a predicted model, not a curated record. The coding region runs from base 1 to 3513 and encodes 1170 amino acids. NCBI's taxonomy places the organism in Eukaryota, Fungi, Ascomycota, Eurotiomycetes, Eurotiales, Aspergillaceae. Gene Ontology annotation, molecular function: ubiquitin protein ligase activity. Gene Ontology annotation, biological process: protein polyubiquitination. The transcript has 2 exons.